Molecule: messenger RNA, 553 nt
Organism: Lotus japonicus
Lineage: Eukaryota; Viridiplantae; Streptophyta; Magnoliopsida; Fabales; Fabaceae
Product: LOB domain-containing protein 24-like
Exons: 2
Coding region: 1-393 (130 amino acids)
Source: RefSeq, a predicted model, not a curated record
AUGAUAUCAGGUCGUUGUGCAGCUUGCAAGAAUCAGAGAAGGAAGUGCCCUUCAGAUUGCAUUUUCUCUCCUUACUUCCCUCCCAAUGAUCCUCAAAGAUAUCUGACAGUUCACAGAAUCUAUGGUGGCAGUAACGUUGGAAGAAUGCUUCAGAAAACUCCACCAUAUGUUCGAGCACGGGCUGCAGAUUGUUUAUAUUAUGAAGCACAAUGUCGUAUUGAAGAUCCUGUUUAUGGUUGCUUUGGAAUUAUAUCUCAGCUUGUUCAACAGAUUCACAAUACUCAAAGCGAGUUAACCAAAACACAAGCUCAGAUUAACAUUCUCGAGUUCCAAACCCCACAAGUUGAAAUGAACAGCAGCAUAGAGCAGUUUCAAGCUUCUUGGUUCGAAUGAAACUUGUUUUGAAAUUAUGGUCUAGUUGCAAUGUUGUCUCUGGAUUUUUCUGCUUCAUAGAAUUCAUGCCAUGUGUAUUCUUUAUGGUACGAUCGAAUAAAAAUAAUGAGAAAACUCAAUUGCCUUGAAGUUUUUUUUUUCUGCUUCAACUAUAUAUAUA